AUGGUUGGAGCUACAGUCCAAAUGCGCGAGGGCGCCGAGCUCGUCGGCGAACACGGCUACCGCUACCUUCUCGUCAAGCCACUCGGUCAGGCCAAUGUAUGGGUCGCUGUCGACGCAGCUUCUCAAUCGAAAAUCUUCAUCGUGAAGCAACCCGGCGACGAUGACGUCGGUUUUGGAUGGCCAAAGUUCCAACACGAGAUGAUCAUGCACGAGCUCCUCAAGGGCAUUCCAACGAUCCGACAACAAGUGGACCGCAUCCCACCAUCCGCUAGAGGCGAACCGCCCCGAAUCGUGCUCGAGAUCCUCCAAUCGACUCUCUGGGAUGCGCGCAAGAAGCGCCAGUUCAGUGAUGUGGAACUCAAGGGUAUCAUGCGCUCGGCGUUGAUGGGCUUGCGGGAUGUGCAUCAACGAGGAUUGGUGUAUGCAGACCUGAAGAUGCAGAACAUCCUCCUCAGCGGCUUCGAAGACGAACCCAACAAAAAAGCCUCCGUCGGCGACGACCGCAUCACCGCCAAACUCGGAGACCUAGGAAUCGUCAUGGAGCCAGCCAAAGGCCUCGUCCAACCCAUCGUAUACCGCGCCCCCGAAGUCUACUUCCGCAACGAGAUCAACCAGCCAGCCGACAUCUGGUCCUGGGGCGUCAUCUACUGCCAGCUCCUCGAAGCGCAGGCCUCCUUCAACAAAUACGGCAUCUACGACGAGCUCCUCCAAGGCAACACAGGCCAAGGCCAGAAAGAACGAUCCGUCGAACGAGCUAUAGCACACGACUUCGGACUAGGCGCCUUGGACUACUACGACGGCUGUAGACUUCCAUACCACGACCGCUCGCACCACGAAGGACAACACUGGGAGAGGUUGCUGGAGAAGGGUGUUCCGGAGAAGGAAAUCAAGUUCCUGAGCUGGGUCCUGAACCCGGUUCCUACGGAUAGGCCUACAGCACAGGAGAUUCUGGAUGCGGGCUGGUUCACCAUGGAUACGGCGAAGACGAGUAAGAUUGCUGAGAAGCUGGAGAAGUCGGCGCAGGAUAGUCGACGGAGGAAUUUGCAGAGGAAACGCAGUGAGCCGCUGUUAUCCACGUUUUCUGCAUCUACACAACAACCCUCUGGAUUGUACACCCGCGAGCAACCCACUUCCUUCAGAAACACAACAGCCUCAAAUACAAAUACAAAUUCGACAAAUUGGGCUCCGGCUGGUAUGCCAUGGCACCCGCAAUCAUCCCAGUCAUAUUCUCAGCCAAAGUCGUCGCAAGCGCAACCUCAGCAACAGUCUUCCACCCAACAAGGUGGCCCGCCGUACCAACCCAUGUCCUUCAAACCCGUCACGGUCCAAGCGAAAGAGGAAUUGGAACACAAGGCUCGGCCGGUUACGCCGAGGAGUGCGACGCAGAAACCGAGUGGGAGUACGUUUUUGAAUUUUGGAAGUUUUAUGCGGUGA
Molecule: messenger RNA, 1434 nt
Organism: Alternaria incomplexa
Lineage: Eukaryota; Fungi; Ascomycota; Dothideomycetes; Pleosporales; Pleosporaceae
Exons: 2
Coding region: 1-1434 (477 amino acids)
Biological process (GO): protein phosphorylation; mitotic DNA damage checkpoint signaling
Cellular component (GO): nucleus; cytoplasm
Molecular function (GO): protein serine/threonine kinase activity; ATP binding
Source: RefSeq, a predicted model, not a curated record